GUUUGUUAGUUUGUUUGAGUAAUGGGAUCCCCACAGUGCCUGUCCAUUGUGCUGCUCCUCCUGUUCGAUCUCUGUGCAGGGAAGAGGAUGGUGUCCAUUCAGAAGGGACGACUUUACAGAGCAAGAGGCUACCACAUCACCAUCUGGUGUAAUGUCACUGGCUACCAAGAACCGCAAGAGCAGAAUUUCCAGUGGUCUAUUUACCUCCCAUCUGCCCCACAAAGAGAACUGCAUAUUAUCAGCACUAAUGAUGUCGAUUUUACUUAUGCUGCCUACUCCCAGCGUGUUGAAAGAAGGGAAAUCUACAUAGAAAGGCUCCAAGGGGAUUCUGUUCUUCUGCACAUCACGGACCUCAAGGACAAGGAUGCUGGGAUGUACGAAUGUCACACACCCAACACACACCCAGAUGAUGAGUACCUUGGAACUUACAGUGCCAAAAUGAAUCUCUCAGUAAUUCCAGACAUGCUCUCUGCCACUAUGAAAAGUCAGGCAAUCCUCCGAAAUCAAGGGGAGGCGGUGCAACUCGUUUGUGAAGUAUCAACAGGAACAGCCCAGCACACCCACCUCUCAGUUGCCUGGUACCUUCUUCAAGAAGGAGGUGGUGGACAACCCCAGAAGAUCAUUUCCUUGUCCAGAGAGUUUGUCUUACUUCCAGGCUCUUCCUUUGCUCAGCGGUUUUCCUCAGGAGACAUCAGGCUAGACAAAAUUGGGGGCAAUGCAUAUAAACUGUCCAUUACCAAACUGCAGUCCUCAGACCAGGGGGAAGUGUAUUGCGAAGCAGUGGAGUGGAUUCAAGAUCCAGAUGAAACUUGGAAAGAUAUUGCCCGAAAACAGACAGACAAGACUUCACUGACAAUCAGAAGCAUGGAUAAAAACGUUUAUGUGAAUAUCUCUGUUGCUGAGAGCUCUCUUCUGGAAGGAGAAGCCUUGCAGAUCAAUUGCUCCAUCCAAGCUCAGAACGCUCAACGCCGACAGUUCCAGAUGGUUUGGCACCAGCAUGGUAGGGUGGUGGCUAGCGCCGAUCAGUAUGGGGCCUUGUCCUUUCAAAGCAACAGUGAAGCACGAUUCAGUGCAGGAAAUCUCCUAGUGAUGAAGCAGAGCAAUGACAAGUACAUCCUCAGAAUAAGGCAAGUGGAGCUGAAGGACGAAGGCACAUAUCACUGCAAGGUUUCUGAAAUGGAGGAGACUCCCACAGGUUCUUUCACCAUCACAGAACAGAGAUUGUCCCUGGGCAUCGAUGUAAACGUGAAGCCUAGAGAAAGUCGCUUGCAAUUAUUUGCAUGGGUCAACAAGGAACAAAUCACGGAAGGAGAAACUUUGACUUUCCAUUGUAAUGGGAGUGUGACUGAAAAUUCGCUCUCUGUAAACUGGUGGCAUAUCCAGAAGGAUGGAGACCCUCAGAUGCUCAUCGCCAGCAUGAAUGAAGAGGGCAAGAUCAAGAUAGGCACGUCCUACAUGGAGCGCAGUGCUCGUGGUGAGAUCAGACUGGAGAAAACAGACUCUUCUGUGUUUACCUUGAUGAUCUACAAUACUUAUGCCACAAAUGAUACAGGGCUUUAUCACUGUGAAGUGACAGAAUGGUGGAAGGGCAAGAGCUGGAGACACAUUCGGGAAAUAUCAACAAAAGUUGUACCGUUGGGGUUGAAUAUGAAGGCAGCAUUGAUCACCAGGGUUCCAAAUGUAAAACUACAUGAGGAUUUUGAAUUGUUCUGCCUGGUAUCUGCUAUUGACAAGAAAGUGCCAUGGUCCAUCACCUGGCAAUUCCAGUCCAGUUCAACGCUAGGUGGCUACCAGCAAGUGGUCACAGUCACUGCAGGAGGCACAAUUCUAUGGGGCUCAGCCCAUUUACACUUCCAGAAGAAAACAAGGAUUGCCAAACACUCCUCUGCAUCCCAGCUCCUAAUCCACAGAGCCACAGGGCAGGAUGCAGGGCUGUAUAAAUGUGAAGUAGAAAUCUGGAGAAACACAGGGCAAGCAGGAGAUCCAGCUAUGGCAGCAGCUGCUGUGGUUUCCUCUAAUCCUGUUGAGAUAAUGCUCACCAAACCAGAAAGCAAACUAAGGAUCCACAUGGAGGAAAAGUCUCUGGAAAUCUCUGGCAGUGAAGAUACAGCAAUUGAUUGCAAAAUCAUGUCGUUGACCAAAGCAAAUUCUCAGUUAGGAGUUUCCUGGUAUUUUCUACCACUUUCUUCCAUGGAUGCAUCUCCUCUUCUGAUUAUAAGGAGCAAUUAUAGUAAUAUAUUGGGAUAUGGGGGAGCAUUCAGUUCUCCCCAUCAGAAAUCCAGAUUUCAUAGCAAGAGGGUCUCCAGCCACCUGUACCAACUGCUUAUUCUGUCAGUGGAUUAUGAUGUCCAGGGUAAAUACUACUGUGCAGUAGAAGAAUGGAUCAUGUCAAUGGAUGGCAGCUGGCAUAAGCUUGGAAAGGUGGAAUCUGGAAAAACCACAGUGUAUUUCAAGCUUUCAGAAAAUAAGCUACACAUUGAAGGAACAGGUCUCAACAUUACUGCCACUGAAAAGGAAGAUGUGACCCUGAAAUGUACCUUGCGGAGUCCAAUAGGAUCCACUUCCUAUUUCUCCAUCAUCUGGUUUAAAGUGUCAGGGCGUUCCAAGAAUGAAACCCUGGUGAAAAUUCAGAGCAAUGGCAUCACUGAGUAUGGCAAUGGGACCCUGGCCAGGAGAGUGCGCCCCCACUGCCCGUCUGCUGGUGACUUUCGCCUGACGCUGCAGAAUGUGGAAAGGGUUGACGCUGGGCUGUUCUACUGCCAAGUGGAUAAAUGGCAAGCUGCCAACUGUAGCACUGCGCAGGUUCAGCAUGCAUCCAGUCGAUCAGAGGGCAGCCAUCUUACUGUGCUUCCUUCAGAAUUAACUAAUUCUACCCAGGUCUGCACAUCUUCUUUGCUGUUCAACUUCAUUCUAGUCUACCCGCUGGUUCUAUUUUUUAUCCUGAUGGCUGUGUUCCUCUUGUAUUCAAAAACUAAACAUUUUUGGAAGGAAAAACUGAAUCUGAAAAAGAACAAGACUUCUAGUGAAGAAACUGGAGAAGUGACAGCAAUCCACUUGAAACACAGUAGUAGAAACAGUGUAUCUGAAGAAGAAAUCAAUAGCCUCAAAAGCAAUGAAAUGGAUUGAAAGAAAAAUGGAGAGGAGAUAGACUGGGUAUGCUGCCUUGGGUUCCUGGCAAGAAGAGAAAGUGGGAUUAAAAUUGUAAUGAUCAAGAAAAUAAAAAUAAAUCCAAUAGUGUAUGGCUUGCAAAUUCAGCUGAGUGAGAGCUAGAAUGCCUAUAGCUUUCCCUCCGCUGGGAACUCCUGGAAUACCGAAGUCACUGUUGCCUUCUUAUCUCACCCCAUGCAUUCAGUAAGCUUUCUGGUUCUGGGAUUGGCUUCUUUACAAGAAUAAGGUUUCUUGUAAAGAAACAAGGAAUCCCACACACACCUACUUAAAAGAAACUUCUCCUGACCUUUACUCAUGUGUAACUGCAUAUAAGAUUGUACAUUAAAUCUUCACAAGAUUUAUAUUA
Molecule: messenger RNA, 3514 nt
Organism: Varanus komodoensis (Komodo dragon)
Lineage: Eukaryota; Metazoa; Chordata; Lepidosauria; Squamata; Varanidae
Gene: CD101
Product: CD101 molecule
Exons: 9
Coding region: 22-3126 (1034 amino acids)
Source: RefSeq, a predicted model, not a curated record